Molecule: messenger RNA, 2402 nt
Organism: Siniperca chuatsi (mandarin fish)
Lineage: Eukaryota; Metazoa; Chordata; Actinopteri; Centrarchiformes; Sinipercidae
Gene: ren
Product: renin
Exons: 9
Coding region: 184-1392 (402 amino acids)
Biological process (GO): angiotensin maturation
Molecular function (GO): aspartic-type endopeptidase activity
Source: RefSeq, a predicted model, not a curated record
ACCUCCAGGCACAGUGAAGAGGACAUGGUAUAAAAAGAGCUGAGGGACCUUGAGAGAGAGUGGCAGCUUUCAUAAACUCAGAUUUAAUAAACGUGGAAUAUUCACAAAACUAGGAAAACCAACUUUGCAUUUACAGCCUUCAUCACUGGCCUGUAUUUUCCGCCCAUCGUCAGAGAAGUCCCUAUGGCACUGCUGAUGAAUUAUUGGAUGUGUUUGGUUGCUCUAUCAUUGAAAGUGACCUCAAGCCAUGCCUUGAGAAGAAUUGCCCUGAAGAAGAUGCCAUCUAUCAGAGAGACACUGCAGGAGAUGGAUGUUUCUGCUGAGCAGGUGUUGACUGAGUUGGCCCAGAAGAGCACAGACAACACCCAUAACGGGACUGUUCCCACACCUCUAACCAACUACUUGGAUACUCAGUACUUUGGGGAAAUCAGCAUCGGCUCACCAGCGCAGAUGUUCAACGUGGUGUUUGACACAGGCUCAGCCAACCUGUGGGUGCCCUCGCAAAGCUGCUCACCUUUCUCCACUGCCUGUUUUACUCACAACAGGUACGAUGCCUCCAAAUCCCGGACUUAUGUUGAGAACGGAACAGGAUUUUCCAUCCAGUACGCUUCUGGAAAUGUCAGGGGAUUUUUGAGCGAGGAUGUUGUUGUGCUUGUUCAUUUCCUGCAGGUUGGUGGUAUCCCUGUGGUGCAGGUGUUUGCUGAAGCCAGUUCUCUGUCAGCCAUGCCUUUCAUCUUUGCCAAGUUUGACGGAGUCCUGGGCAUGGGUUACCCCAACGUGGCCAUCGAUGGCAUCACUCCAGUAUUUGACCGCAUUAUGUCUCAGCAUGUCCUCAAGGAAGAGGUGUUCUCUGUCUACUACAGCAGGGACCCAAAACAUUCCCCAGGUGGAGAGCUGGUCCUCGGUGGCACAGACCCAAACUACUACACUGGAAACUUUAAUUAUAUGGACACCAUAGAGACGGGCAAAUGGGAAGUUAGCAUGAAAGGUGUUUCUGUGGGGAUGGAGAUGAUGUUUUGUGCAGAGGGCUGCACAGCUGUGAUCGACACAGGGUCCUCCUAUAUCACAGGCCCAGCCUCCUCUGUGUCUGUGCUGAUGAAAACCAUCGGAGCACAGCUGGAUGAAAGUGGAUACAAAGUCAACUGUGACACUGUCAAGUCAUUGCCCAGCGUCACUUUCCACCUGGGUGGUCAGGAUUACUCACUCACUCAUGAGGAUUAUAUCUUAUGGCAAUCACAGAUUGAAGGGGAGGUCUGCACUGUCACCUUCAGGGGCUUGGAUGUGCCGCCCCCUACAGGUCCCAUCUGGAUUUUGGGUGCCAACUUCAUUGCCCGCUACUACACAGAGUUUGACCGUCGCAAUAAUCGGAUAGGGUUUGCUACAGCGGUCUGACACGAAGUUAAACAUCAGCCAUGCUGCUCAGUUAUCUUUUUCUCUAUCUUGCUGCUAUCUCCUCUUUGUCCAGUCCUUGCUUCAGUUGCUUUUUAUGAUAGCUCAUGAUCAAACUGCAUCUGUUUUACAAAAAUGAUAAAGAAGAGUGCACAUUAAGGGAUAUCAUCCUCCCAUUUCUUGCAAAUCCUGUUUUCCUAUUAUAUAAUAUAUUUUGUACCAGUUGCACUGAACACCUUCUAAACUUAUUUUUUAUUUAUAAGCAUUUACCAGCAAAUGGAAAGUUUCUGUGUGCGUGUGUGUGUGUGUGUGUGUGUGUGUGAGAGACUCUGCUGAUUAUUAUCAUACAGCAACAGUGGAACUCCAUAUCUGUAUUGUAUUGACGUGACAAGAAUAAACUUGUUCCAGCCUGACUUCAAUAAUGAUUGCAUUGUUUUGCUCCAAGUCUGUCAAAUGCAUUUUGUGACCAUGUGAAAAGUUUAAUUCAAUUUAGUUUGAUUUAAUCAGCCACACCAGAGCAGUCACAUAAAUAUUUGUUAUUGUUUAUUAAUAACUGUAUAUAAAUAUUUCUAUUUUUUUAGGUAAAACAAUUGGAUGCACAUUUGUUUCGUGUGUGGCAAUUGUGUGACUGUGAUGUGAAACCUUCUCCCACUUAAACUGCCUCUGUACAGUGAGGCUUUAUCUUUAGUAACUGACAUUUACAGUAGGAUUGAGUGCCAGAUAUAAUGUCACAAUCAUAUUUUCCAAAUCAAAUUAUCCUUUUGCUAGUUAUUGUGCAGCUCGUGAUCCCUGACACUAAGGAAUUGUCUUUUUCCGUUGUAAAAAAAAGCCAUAAUAAUGUAUUUUGUCACCCAAGAAACUAUGGUUUAGAGUUGAAUUCCUGUUUUUAGUAGCUGCAGUUCGCAUCACAAAAAGCUUUGAACUACGAAACUCGCCAAAGACAGUUAUUUCUGCUUACUUAGCAGGCGAUGGAGACACAAAGAUAACAAAACAAUAAAAGCACAUAUUCAUCA